GCAAUUAAAUGAAUUGUUUUGACUAAAAAAAACCUUAUUUAGAUGUUAUUUCUAAAAACAAAUGGAACAAAAAGAUUAUUUUUCAGAUCAAUUAUUAGAACACCAAAAAAUUCAUCAAAAUAUUGAAUUAGAUAGUUUACAUAGUGAUAGGAAUACAAUAGAAGCUCAAAAUGAAAAGAGUGGAUUUAAUAAUAAUAUUUACAAUGAAUUACUUGAAAUAUCUGAUGACGAGUUUGAAAAAUUAUCUCAAAUAAGUGACUCAGAUGAUAGUUUAAUUAUCCUCACACAAGAACAAGCGAAUCUUGAAAUGGCUCAAUAUGCAAACAAGGCAUUUAAAGAUAGAGACUAUGUUCAAGAGGUUAAUCAACAAGAAAAAAAACAAGAACAAAUAAAAACAGGUAAUGGACCAGACUCUCAAAUACUGUCUAGAAAUUAUCAAAAGGAAUCGAUACCCGUGGUAAAUACUGUAUAUAAUCCGAAUCCGUAUUCAGUAGAAACCUAUGAUGCAAAUAAUUACAUUCAAAUACCACCCUUGCAAUAUAAUGUAGGAAAUAAUCAGAUUUCGAAUGUUUAUUCAAAUAUUAAAAAUAUCCCUAUACAAAAUAAUAUAAAAUAUUAUCAAAAUCCGUAUAAGAAUGUGAUUCUUAUAGACGAUCAAACUAUAACUAAUCUUCCGGCAAAAUAUCCAGAUCGACCUUUACCUUGGAAGAAACCAGAUAAUUUUGGUACGUCAAGCAAUCCAAUAGAUCUUUCUGUAGAUUCACUGGAUCAUUCAUUUUCUUAUAAUCCUUAUUAUUCGAUUAUUGAAUACCAGGAUUCUGUACCUCAGAAAUUGUAUAAUUCAUCACCAUAUCCACAAGUAUUUGAUACAAGUCGUGAAAUUAUGGCUUUACUUGAUAAUAUACAACCAGUGGAUGAACUUAAAGUCAAAGAGGGGACACUAAAAAGAUUAUUGCCUACACUUAUGGAACAUCAAAAAAUUGGCUUAACUUGGAUGAAAGAAAGAGAAGAAGGAAGUAACAAAGGCGGUAUUUUAGCAGAUGAUAUGGGUCUUGGGAAAACCAUACAAGCAUUAGCAUUAAUCGUUUCUCAGAAAGAAAAUGGAGAUGGUAUAGGAACAACACUUAUAUGUACUCCUGUAUCUCUUCUUCAACAAUGGGCUAGAGAGAUUCAAACUAAAACUAAACCACCACUUAAGUUUUAUAUUCACCAUGGCAAUUCUAAACGUGCAAUCAAAUCCUCUGAAAUAAAUAAAUAUGAUAUUGUCCUUACUACAUAUGGAACAAUUGCACAUGAUUAUAAAAAUUCUGUAAAAUAUGAAAAAAACGCUACAGAGAAUCCAAAAUAUAUGUUUUAUAAGUCACCAUUUACUUUGUUAGAUCAUCAAUGGCACCGGAUAAUUCUAGAUGAAGCACAGGUAAUUAAAAAUAGACACACUUUGUCAGCUUUAAGUUGUUGUAAACUUGAAGCUACUUAUCGUUGGUGUUUGAGUGGAACGCCAAUGCAGAAUUCGAUAGACGAGCUUUAUUCUUUAAUGCGUUUUUUACGCAUUAGACCAUAUGAUGAUUGGUCUACAUUUUCAGAUCAUUUUUCUAGACAUUUUAAUAGAUAUUCAUCAUCUUCAAGCAUUAAAGAAUGCAUGAGAAAACUGCAAGUAUUAUUAAAAGCUACCCUUUUAAGAAGAACAAAAUUUUCAACAAUCAAUGGUAAACCUCUUUUAAAAUUACUUCCUAAAAACAUGGAAUUAGUUCAUGUUGUAUUCAGUAAUGAAGAAUUAGUAUUUUAUAAAAAGCUUGAAGAGCAUUCACAAUUACAAAUGAGUCAAUACGUAAAUGAAAAUGUUAUUGGUUCUCAUUAUACAAAUUUACUUGUUCUUCUAUUACGUCUUCGUCAAGCAUGUGAUCAUCGUUGGUUAGUUAGAAUAGAAGAAUCUAUUGAAAUGUCAGAGACUGAUUUCUCAAAUCAAAAAAGUCUUGCUCUUAAAAUAUUUCCACAGCAAGUUGAAAAUAUUCGGAGACUUAAGGAUUUUGAAUGUCACGUAUGUUAUGAAAUUAUUUUAUCGCCAAAUUUUAUUGUACCAUGUGGGCAUUAUUAUUGUAGGGAUUGUAUUUUCAAAGUAAUAGAGCAAAAUCAAAAAAUGGCUAUUAUGAAUGGGGACAUUACAUCAGAUGCACGGUGUCCAGAAUGUAGAUGUUUAUUUAAUUUAAAGAAAAUUGUCGAUUUUUCUGUAUUUCGAAAAGUUUAUAGUUGGAAUUAUGAAUCUAGUUUUACUCAAGAACAGAAAGAAAUUUCCGAUGAAGAAACAGAUGAAGAUCUUACAGUUAUAAAAGAUAAAGGUAAACAAAAAGCCGUUCUCUGUGAUAAUAGAAGUGCUAUUAAUAACUUGGAUACAAAAUUAGCAUGGAAGAAAAUAUUUGAUCAUAAAGUUACUAAACAAACAAGAAAUAAAUUUCAAGAAAAAUUAAAAAAUAAAAACUUUGAAUCAUCUGCAAAAAUUAACAAAUGUAUUGAAAUAUUAGAUAAAAUAAAACAUGAAAAUAAUUUAGAAAAAACAAUUGUUUUUUCUCAGUUUGUGGAAUUUUUAGAUUUAUUAGAAAUUCCUCUUUUUUUAAAAGGAUAUAAAGUACUGCGCUAUGAUGGACGUAUGAGUGCAACUCACAGAGAUGAAUCGCUUCUUAAAUUUGAUCAAGAUCCAACACAAACAGUCAUGUUAAUAUCUCUUAAAGCAGGAAAUGCAGGGUUGAAUUUAACAUCAGCAUCACAAUGCAUCUUGCUUGAUCCAUUUUGGAAUCCAUUUGUAGAGGAGCAAGCUAUCAAUAGAAUCCAUAGAAUAGGACAAACAAGACCCGUUCAAGUAUAUAAAUUAAUAGUCGAAGGAACAGUAGAACAAAGAGUUUUGGAUCUUCAAAAACGGAAACGAGAUUUAAUAGAAAAUGCAUUGGAAGAAAAUGCAAGCAUGCAAAUUAGUAGAUUAAAUAAACAAGAACUAUCUUUUCUAUUUGGUCUUCAAAAUAAUUAAUAAUUAAUCAAUUUUUUCUUCAAUUUCAAAUUUAAUAUUGAUAUAUAAACU
This is a messenger RNA of Pneumocystis jirovecii RU7, 3070 nucleotides long. RefSeq lists its product as uncharacterized. Gene Ontology annotation, molecular function: ATP-dependent chromatin remodeler activity; ATP binding. Bases 62 to 3019 code for a protein of 985 amino acids. The record is from RefSeq and is a predicted model, not a curated record. NCBI's taxonomy places the organism in Eukaryota, Fungi, Ascomycota, Pneumocystomycetes, Pneumocystales, Pneumocystaceae. Gene Ontology annotation, cellular component: cytoplasm. The transcript has 7 exons.